This is a messenger RNA of Colossoma macropomum (tambaqui), 1852 nucleotides long. RefSeq names its product glucoside xylosyltransferase 1b (gene gxylt1b). The transcript is spliced from 7 exons. Lineage: Eukaryota; Metazoa; Chordata; Actinopteri; Characiformes; Serrasalmidae. The record is from RefSeq and is a predicted model, not a curated record. Gene Ontology annotation, molecular function: UDP-xylosyltransferase activity. Gene Ontology annotation, biological process: protein O-linked glycosylation via N-acetylgalactosamine. Bases 142 to 1371 code for a protein of 409 amino acids.
GAUGGUGCUGAAGUGAGGCGUGUAGCCGAGACUCUGCAGGGUGGAGUGUUAGCCACUUGGCGUGUGUUGUGUAGCCAAAGACGGACAUGUAGUCUCUGCUGUGCAGGAUUUUCAGGGUUUCAGGCUCGUGUGUGAGGAAUAAUGCGGAGAUAUGUGCGGGCUCUGGCCUUGUGCGCGGUGUUUGCCCUGCUCUCCGUCCUCUACGUGCUCAGUGAACUCCGUGCUAACAGAGCUGCAGCUCCUCCGCUGAGACUCUCCUCCUCACAGACCAACGGGCGAGAUACGAAACAAACACACACUCACGCAGAGCCUCGCCGAGGUGUCAGAAAUGCUGCACAGAGAUCAGAUUCAGCUGAAAAGCGAGGAGAGGAGAUGAUGCAUCUGGCAGUGGUGGCUUGUGGGACGAGACAGGAGGAAGCUGUCAGCCUGCUGAAGUCUGCAGUCAUACUGAGCCACAGAGCGAUGAGGUUUCAUAUAUUUGCUGAGGAUCAGCUGCACAGCCGUAUAAAGACAGUUCUGGAUUCUUGGCCUGACUUUGUCAGGCAGAAGUUCAACUACACUGUGUAUCCGGUCUCCUUCCCCAGCCAGCACCAGAGCGAGUGGAGUAAGCUUUUUAAGCCCUGUGCAUCACAGAGACUUUUCCUGCCUAUGAUUCUAAAAGAGGUGGACUCCCUGCUGUAUGUGGACACAGACGUGCUGUUCCUGCGGCCUGUGGAGCUGCUGUGGGACCUUUUCAUGCAGUUUAACUCCAGCCAGCUGGCGGCGAUGGCCCCAGAGCAUGAGGAGCCGCGCAUUGCCUGGUACAACCGCUUCGCCCGCCAUCCAUAUUACGGAAUGACAGGCAUCAACUCGGGUGUCAUGCUGAUGAACUUGACCCGAAUGAGGCGGGUUCAGUUUAAGAAUGACAUGACAGCAAUUGGUCUGCACUGGGAGGAACUCCUGGUGCCCCUGCUUCACAAAUAUAAACUAAACAUCACCUGGGGAGACCAAGACCUCAUUAACAUCAUCUUCCAUCAUAACCCUGAGAAGCUGCUGGUGUUCCCAUGCCACUGGAACUAUCGUCCUGAUCACUGUAUCUACGGCAGUAACUGCAGCCCAGCGGAACAGGAAGGGGUGUUUGUUCUUCAUGGCAAUAGGGGAGUGUUCCACAGUGAGAAACAGCCUGCAUUCAGGGCUGUGUAUGAAGCCAUUAGACAGUACUCCUUUGGAGAGGAUUUGGUAAACUCAUUCUGGUUGCCCCUGGAGGAGAAGCUGAAUGAGACCACUCACACGUACUGUGGAAAAAUCAGUCAUCUCUUUACCAAGACGCUGAGCCAAACCCUAAGAUCCACCCAGAGAACCACUUCACCAGACUACAGAAACAAAGCUUAAUGUAUGCUGCAUUCUCUCAGUGGCUUACCAUGUUAAAGACUGCACGUGCCUUUGGAAUGGUGAUUGAGACCUCUUGACAUUAUGAACUGGAUUAAUGACAGUGUUCAGGCCUGAACUUUGUACACCUACCUUAACAUUAGAUUAAAUGGAUCUGAAUAUGACGAUGCACAAUAAGCUCAGCACUACAUCAGCAGUUAUUUGGUUAAAGUCAGAUGAUCAACAUUGACUUGAUAUUUGGAUGUAACCUCAUGAACCUCAUAUUUAGUAAAAGUAGCCUCAGUUACUGAACACAGAAUGACAGAUUUUGCCAGAUUUUGUAAAACGUGAAGCAGAUAUUUCUUGAAUACAUCAUAUACUUUUAGAUUUGCUCAGUUUGAUCUGUUAUCGUCUGUUUUUAUGUUUAAAUGUAAAACUGAAUUUGGUGUAAGCAUAAUUGAUUAAGCAGGAACAGAAAAAUACUCAGGGAUGUAAAUUUGUAUAU